AUGAAGGCCAUCCUGCAGCUCUCUCUCGCGCUUGCUGUUGCCGUUCCCCAGAGUGUCAACGCAUGGGGUGCCUUGGGUCACCAAGCCGUCGGGUAUGUUUAUUCCUGCUUAGCCUUCUUCCUCAGCUCCGACGCCCUCACGUUCGUGAAGAGCUCCCUGGGGUCCACUUAUGACGAAUCUCUUGGCCCUGCUGCCACGUGGGCGGACAGUGUGCGGUCCACCGCCGCAUACAAAUUCUCUGCCCCGUACCAUUUCAUUGAUGCCGAGGACAGCCCUCUAUCGGACUCGUGCUCCGUUUCGCAGAGUCGGGACUGCGGUGCCUCCGGUUGCAUUCUCACGGCCAUUCAGAACUACACUGCUCGUGUUCAAAAGACGAGUCUCAGUGCUGCUCAGCGUCAGGAGGCGCUCAAGUUCAUCAGUACGUCUCGAUUUUUCAUCGGUGAUAUCGGUCAACCCCUCCACGUCGAGGCUUACGAAGUCGGCGGCAAUGACAUCGAUGUGACCUGCAGCGGAUCAUCGAGCAACUUGCACUCCGUUUGGGAUACUGGCAUGCUGAAGCGCAACCUCGACGAGAACUACGACAGCAGCUCUGAAUCGUACGCCGCUGCGCUUGCCACGCGUAUCUCUAGCGGCACGUACUCCUCCCUGAAAUCAGGCUGGGUUAGCUGCAUCACGACUUCGGCGCUGACCAGCACGUCCUGCCCUAUUGUCUGGGCUACGGAGGCCAAUGCCUACGAUUGCUCAUACGUCUUUGACUACACCUCCGGCGACGAUCUCUGCACGUCGUCCUACUACACGAAAGCCAUCCCUAUCAUUGAUCUGCAGAUCGCGAAGCAGGGAUACCGCCUGGCUACUUGGCUAAACACCAUCUUCGGUUGA
This is a messenger RNA of Heterobasidion irregulare TC 32-1, 879 nucleotides long. RefSeq lists its product as uncharacterized. The record is from RefSeq and is a predicted model, not a curated record. Lineage: Eukaryota; Fungi; Basidiomycota; Agaricomycetes; Russulales; Bondarzewiaceae. The coding region runs from base 1 to 879 and encodes 292 amino acids. Gene Ontology annotation, molecular function: endonuclease activity; nucleic acid binding. Gene Ontology annotation, biological process: DNA catabolic process. The transcript is spliced from 13 exons.